AUGCACGCUACUUUACCUUUGGAUCAUCCUUACUAUACCGGCCACCACUACAACAAAGUUAUUAAUGACCCUCAGCCUUAUCGAUCCAAUCCUUCUUCUCGACGCACAUCCAUGGUGUCUCCCACCGCAAUAUUAACCCGUAAUCGUUCACAGAAAUCGAUUCGAGAUCGCCGUCGCAGCAGCGGGACGUUAUCCACACACAGCCAAAAACCGCGGAAAAUGAUUGGCGACUACUAUGUGGGAAAAACACUCGGCAAGGGCGCUUCCGGUCGAGUCAAAUUAGGUGUUCAUCGAUUCACGGGUGAACAAGUGGCAAUCAAGAUUAUCAGUAAAGCCCACUUGGCAGCGAAUCCGGCCAUUGAAAAAGCGGUACGACGAGAAAUUGCCAUCAUGAAAUUGAUCUGCCAUCCCAAUGUCAUGGGUCUAGUGGACGUCAUUGACGAUGCUUCUUCACCUGAUCUGCAUUUGAUCUUGGAAUACGUUGAAGGCGGUGAACUCUUUGAAUAUCUCGUCAGCAAAGGCAAGCUUAGUGAAGCCGAAGCACGUCACCAUUUCCAACAGAUCAUUCUGGGUCUGGACUAUUGUCAUCAUCACUUGAUCUGUCAUCGAGAUCUCAAACCUGAGAAUUUACUGCUGGAUUUGAAUCAAAGCAUCAAGAUUGCCGAUUUCGGUAUGGCCUCACUACAACCAGCAGGGUCCAUGCUGGAGACGAGCUGCGGAUCACCGCAUUAUGCGAGCCCUGAAAUCGUUGCUGGUAUGCCCUACAACGGCUCGGCAUCCGAUAUCUGGUCCUGUGGUAUUAUCUUGUACGCCUUGCUGACCGGCCAUUUGCCAUUUGACGAUGAGAAUAUCCGUCAAUUGUUGAAAAAGGUCAAGGCCGGCAAAUACACCAUUCCAGACGAAGUGUCACCCAAAGCCAAGGAUUUGAUCACGCGUAUCCUUGUUGUCGAUCCCAGUAAACGUCUUACCAUGGAACAAAUCAUGGCCCACCCAUGGUUCCGUGAAGUGGAACCGACUAACCUCGCCAUGCUUCCGAUUGCCCCUACAGCCGAGCAAAUCGGUCGCCCCGUCAAUGAUUCCUCGGAAAUCGACGAACGAUUGCUGGAAACCAUCAAAUUCCUCUGGGGAGAAACAAGCGAUGAGGUGAUCAUCGAUGCUCUGAUCAACAGUGAACCCAAUAUGCAAAAAGUCGUCUACGUGUUGCUGCAACAACAUGCUGAACGUUACUGGCAAAUGGAACAUGACGACGAUGACUAUGGUUACGGUGAAUAUGACAGCUACGAAAGCUUUGAUUCCAUCCAUUCCCAACGCCGCUAUCGUACCGUCAGCCAUCGUACGGAGAGAGAUCGACGAUGCAUGUCCAUGGUGGACAAUGGCAAGCAUACCGUACGUCCUACCAGUCCUUGGCUUUGUCCUGAUGACGAGAAACAGGUGUCACGACGGUUCUCGGCGGCAUCUAUGCGUUCACCACGUCAGGAAUUCUUGCAUCAUCCUCCCCCGUUACCACCCCUGCCCUCGGGUGCGGCCAGUCGAAAACACUCGGCCGACAAGACCGCUCAAGCGAUGAAAAAAAGCGAAACGUUUUAUGCCCGAUUUAUCAAAUCGGUCUUACCCUCUUCGUUGCAUCAAAACAAAGACGCGCAUAAAAUCAAUGGGGUUACACAGGACGAAUCGGAUCCUAAACCUUCCGCUUCCAGCUUUGCCGGCACCUUGCGUCGUAAAAAUCCAUUUGCCAAGGCGGCGGCAGCUGCGGCCAACAGCCACGAGGCUUCCUAUGAUGCUGGUGCGCUGAUUCCCGAAUUACCACCCAAGUCCACAUUACGUUCGAACAAGAACAAGGUGGAUCCACAGCAACAAAAGGAACGACCAUUAUCAUGUCAACCGCCGCCCAAGGUAGCCAACCCCAAACGCCUUUCCAUCCGUGUCCCACAUGCAUUGAGAAAUACGCUCAAUACAUUGAACGGAUCACGACGCAGUGAGCGUAAACAACUGGAUAUGUCUGUGUUCACCGAUCCAAGCCUUCCUCCACCGCCUGCGUUGUCGGAUGGAAGUACACUCAGUUCCAGUUCCAGUAGCAGCAGUGGCUCGAGUUCGGCCAAAACCCCGACCAUGCUCUCGCCUACAGCCCCGAUAACACCUCGUCGUGGAAGCCAAGUCUCGAUUCGAUCCGAUCGUCGAGCGAGUACCUCGGUCAACCGUCCAGUGACCCCCAGCCUCUUAUCCAAUUCAAGCACAAUCACCACCAGUGCUGCCUCGGAAGUACCCAGCUUGUCGCCCUACACCAGUAGUCCCUCUUCGUCAGUCCCCAAAACAUCUUGGCUUUCGAACCUUUUCCACUUUAAACAACCCAAAGUAUGCUCGCUCAUUGUCACCAAUACCAAUACCACAGAAAUCUUGCGCGCUUUACACCGCGCCAUGAACGACUUCUCGAUUGAAGCACGAUUUUAUGAAAAGUGCGAUAAGCAAGGGGUUUCGCGGUUCAAGGCCGAGAUCAAGACGGCGAAGCGACAAGUCAAAUGUCGCAUGGAAUUCUUGGUCCAUACAAAUUAUACCUGUGUUCAAUUCACCCAACAGCAAGGUGAUGGAGUGCUCCUUGCUUCGACCGUACGUCAGCUUCAAGAUACGAUGUUGAACAACAUGUCCACUGUGAGCACCAGCUCGGCUCAGUCACCUAAACCAUUUGCCUCGUAA
Radiomyces spectabilis is the source of this 2691-nucleotide messenger RNA. RefSeq lists its product as uncharacterized. The transcript is spliced from 9 exons. Bases 1 to 2691 code for a protein of 896 amino acids. Gene Ontology annotation, molecular function: protein serine/threonine kinase activity; tau-protein kinase activity; ATP binding. Lineage: Eukaryota; Fungi; Mucoromycota; Mucoromycetes; Mucorales; Radiomycetaceae. Gene Ontology annotation, biological process: microtubule cytoskeleton organization; intracellular signal transduction; protein phosphorylation. Gene Ontology annotation, cellular component: cytoplasm. The record is from RefSeq and is a predicted model, not a curated record.